CACCCACCAUCCCUUCUCUACCAAACCACCAGCAACCAUGUCUCGCCGUGGCGGCGGAAGCUGCGCGGCGUCGGCGUCGCUGGCACGGUACAUCCCGAGGGCCCUGCGGGGACGGAAGAAGCAGCAGCAGCACGGCCAGGCGUACCUCAUGGGGGGACGGCGGCGGGCGCCGGACGGGUACGCGGCGUCGGUCGAGCUCAGCGCCAGCAGCGGCAGCACGUGGCCGGCGGACUCCGUGGUGCGGGUGGUGCUCUGGAGCGGCAUCGUCGAGGUGUACGCCGGCGUGGUGCUCGCCUGCGCCGUCGUCGGCAACCACCCGCCGGGCCUCUGCCUCGCGCACCCGGACGUCUUCCGCAACCCGCACGGCGCCACCGUACGGCCGCUCGAGCCGCUGUUUCCCGGCCAGAAGGUGCUGCUGCUGCCCGAGACCACCGUGCGGAAGCUCCAGCGCGACAUACCCGAGGGCUCCGUCGGGGCCAACCCCGACCACGACGACGGCCGCGACGAGGAGGAGGCGGCGGCGUCGUCCAGUGACGACGCUGACAUGUCCUCGUCGUCGUGGUCCGGGGAGGAGCGCGAGGCGACGCCGGAGAGAUGCUGCGCGAGGGACUACUUCGUCAACCAGGAGUGGUGGGCAGAGUGGCAGUUCAAGAGGAUGGUGGCCCGCGGGCUCGCCGUCAAGAACGAGGGCGCCGCCGGGCCGGCGAAGAAUGACAAGAAGAGGCGGAGGAAGACGAAGCAGACGGACGGCACGCCGGAUGCCGCGGCCGGCACGGGGUGCAAGAACUCCGGCAGGAUAUCCCAGGCGCAGAAGUGGACGAGGUCCUGGGAGCCCAGCCUGCCGUCCGUGGACGAGGACGAGGAGGACGCGACGUCGACCCCUUCAUCGGAGGCGGCGGCGAGGACCGACCACGAGUCGGCAUGAGCUCAUCGAUCGAUCUUGUCCAUAUGGUCGAACGUGCACAUAAUGGUGUUCCGGGCAGCUUAAGCUGCAUGCACAGCGUGUAUCCUGGUAUAUAACCAUGGAUUUGUGUCCAUAUACCAGGAGAGAUUUAGGGCAAGUUCCUUCCUUGUAAAUUAAUUACUCGUGGUUGUAGAUGCAUAUAAAACUGUAAACUGGUAACAUGUCGUGGAAUUUGUAAAUCGCCGGUUUGCUUUGGUGGUUGUUUUCUUGUAUAAAUUUUCAAAUUUAUCUUAUUUUUUAGACAAAAAAUAGGCAGGAGGGCUACCUGGCUCCAUUAUACUCCCUUUUGUACCGAAAUAUAUGUCGUACAGAGGGACUAUAAAUGAACCUAAAUAGUAACGUUCACAUAU
This is a messenger RNA of Hordeum vulgare subsp. vulgare (domesticated barley), 1314 nucleotides long. RefSeq lists its product as uncharacterized. The record is from RefSeq and is a predicted model, not a curated record. Lineage: Eukaryota; Viridiplantae; Streptophyta; Magnoliopsida; Poales; Poaceae. The coding region runs from base 38 to 925 and encodes 295 amino acids. The transcript has a single exon.